AUGGCGCAAGUUGGGGACGAUGAUGAUGUUGGUAAUGGAGGUCGUGAAGAUCUAGCAACGAGAGUACUUGAGGAUUACCAUCCUGCUAGGGUUUUCACCCUGGUCUACCAACCCUUUGCCCUUGGAACAAUGGCGAUUCUAACUUACAACGAGGCAAGGAUCAACACAAGAAAGCGGAACAUAGUGGGCUACCUAUUGGCUUCUGCCAGCACUUUGAUGCUGCUUCUUCUGGAUCUGGCCACUUCAGGCAAGGGAGGGAUCGGACCUUUCGUCGGAAUCUGUGCCGUCGUUGGUAUCUUCGGCGUCGCAGAUGUCCAGGUGAACGGCGGGAUGGUCGGUGACCUGUCUCUUAUGUGCCCCGAAUUCAUCCAGGUGCUGAAGACUUUACUCUCCCCAAACACGUUACACUUGCAAAAUUCUUUCAGUAGUGCUUUAACGUCCGAAAUGUGCACAGUCCUACUACGCUGGCAUGGCUGCAUGUGGCGCCAUGACCGCAGGCUUAAGGUUGAUCACGAAAGCAGCUUUCGAAAAUGCUCGUUAUGGCCUUCGCAAAGGAGUUCGUACGUUGAAUCUCUUACCGCACAACGCAUCAUUAUUGAAUCCAAACUACUGAGUUUAAUUUUGAUUUCACAUAUAUAUAUAGCUGAUCUUCCUUUUGUUGCAGUAUUGUUUAUGGCAGUCUCGACAUCCAUGGAGUUCCUCUGUUUUUUGCUCUACGCAUUCUACUUACCCAAAAUCCCCAUAGUUAACUACUACCGGAAUAAAGCGUCCAUGGAAGGAUCCAAGACGGUGUCAGCCGACCUUAAGGCUGCUGGCAUACACACACCAACUACCGAUCAGGGAGAAAGAGGCUUCAAACCACAUGUUCGACUAAGCAGCAAAGAGCUACUAAUUCAGAACAUGGAUUACGCAACAGUCUUGUUUCUUGUUUACAUGCUGACGUUGUACAUGCUAGUUCUCAUUGCAACGUUCAACAGCGGGGAUCUGUUAGGGCGCUAUGUCAUUCUAGUGGAACGGAUCAAGCUGAAGUCACGCAGGGGACUGAUGACGGCAGCCCUAGCUCGGUUCUUGCUUGUUCCUGCAUUUUAUUUCACGGCCAAGUAUGGAGACAAAGGAUGGAUGAUUGCUCUCACUUUGGUGUUAGGCCUCACAAACGGCUACCUCACGGUUUGUGUCAUGACCUCAGCGCCACAGGGCUACAAGGGUCCAGAGCAGAAUGCAUUAGGGAAUCUGCUGGUGUUCUUCCUGUUGGUCGGAAUAUGCGUCGGGGUCGUGCUAGACUGGAUGUGGCUGAUUGGAAAUAAGAAUGCCUUCUGA
Messenger RNA from Linum tenue, 1317 nucleotides. The record is from the annotation of a GenBank genome assembly. Lineage: Eukaryota; Viridiplantae; Streptophyta; Magnoliopsida; Malpighiales; Linaceae.